Chenopodium quinoa (quinoa) is the source of this 4245-nucleotide messenger RNA. RefSeq names its product exocyst complex component SEC8-like. The transcript is spliced from 27 exons. Gene Ontology annotation, biological process: exocytosis; Golgi to plasma membrane transport. Gene Ontology annotation, cellular component: exocyst. NCBI's taxonomy places the organism in Eukaryota, Viridiplantae, Streptophyta, Magnoliopsida, Caryophyllales, Amaranthaceae. The record is from RefSeq and is a predicted model, not a curated record. Bases 476 to 3592 code for a protein of 1038 amino acids.
AUUUUGAAGGAGUCCCGGUUUAUCAAAGACUAAAAUUGUAAUUUUUGAUUUUUUUUUUUGUUAAAAUUGGGUAAAAUCGCUAACAUCAAUUUGCCAAUUGAGUCGUGUUUAUCUAGAUCAUAAUUCAUAAGCUUGCAUUUUAUCAAGAGUUUGCGGAUUAAUGAAUUAGAAUUUCUGUUUAUUAUUGUUACAAAUCGUGUUCCUCAGGUUGAAACAAUCCAAUAAAAUUACAGUGAAUAUUAUUCAACACGAAAAAAAAAAAAAAAACUACUAAAUCGACAUUUUACAGUAUGAAGCUUCUCCUCAAUCAAUAGUCAAAUUCCUCAAUUUCUUUGCUCUCAAUCAAAUUCUUCAAUUCCCUAUACCCUAAUUUUCUCCUCAAUUGAAUAAUUUCACGAGAAAAAUCUACUCUUUCUCUCUCCAAUUUUGCCAGCUGCUGAUUUCUAGUUGCAAUUGAGGAAAUUUCGAGCUCAGGAUGGGACUUUUUGAUGGGCUCCCUGUCCCAUCUGAUAAAGCUCAUUUAAGAGAGGAUUUAGCACGAAUAGAUGAAAGCUGGGCUGCAGCACGAUUUGAUUCAUUGCCUCAUGUGGUCCGCUUGUUGACUGCAAAAGAUGAAUUACAAGCUCUGAAGGAGCAGAGUGAGGUUAUCGAGGAUGUUGUUGAUGAAGUUGUACAUGCCUAUCACAGUGGCUUCAAUAGAGCAAUUCAAAAUUAUUCCCAGAUCUUGCGGUUAUUUAGUGAAUCUGAAGAAAGCAUUUCUGUCUUAAAAGUUGAUUUGGCUGAGGCAAAGAAACGCCUGGGUGCUCGUAACAAGCAGUUGCAUCAGUUCUGGUACCGUUCUGUUACACUACGCCAUAUAAUCUCCCUUUUGGACCAGAUUGAGGGAAUAUCUAAGGUUCCAGCGCGCAUGGAAAAGCUUAUCGCUGAGAAGCAGUUUUAUGCUGCUGUCCAACUGCAUGUGCAAUCUACAUUGAUGCUUGAAAGAGAGGGUCUCCAAACGGUUGGCGCUCUCCAAGAUGUUAAAUCUGAGUUAACCAAGUUGCGUGGAGUCCUUUUCUACAAGAUUUUGGAAGACUUGCAUGCCCACCUUUAUAACAAAGGUGAUUAUAGCUCAGUCUCUUCAAGCCUGCUUGAAAAGGAUGAUGAAGUUAUAAUGUCAGCGACUCUUUCAUUGUCUAUGAGUAUUUCACAACCUGUAUCUCGACGCACAAGGUCAUCUAAAUCUGAUUACCAAGUUGAUGGAGGUUCUUAUGAUGGGCAUGAUGAAGAGGGUGGAUUGAGAGGUGAAGAAGUUGAUGGUCAUGUCAGGGCCAACGGAGGGGAUUAUGGCCUUAAAAAGGGUGGAUUUUUUUCAAGCCAACUUCCUCCGUGGCUUUCUUCUGCUACACCUGAUGAGUUUCUUGAAGCUGUGCAAAAGAGUGAUGCUCCUCUACAUGUGAAGUACCUCCAGACCAUGGUAGAAUGCUUGUGCAAGCUCGGCAAAGUUGCUGCUGCUGGUGCUAUGAUAUGCCAGAGGUUGAGAUCGACAAUUCAUGAGAUCAUUUCCUCUAAGAUAAAAGCUCAUGCAGAAAACAUGAGCUCAUCCAGGCCUGGAAGUGGUUUGACGGCAUAUUCUUCGACUCUACAUACUUUGAAGGGACAACUGGAAACAUACCAGUUAUCCAAACAGAAACGUGCAAAUGGGGUAUCACUCAGUGGAACUUUGUUAGCCGUUAGCCCUGUAACACCAGUGAUGGCGCCUAUGGGGACAGCACAGGCUGCUGCAAGAGAACUUCUAAAUUCAAUUCUUGAUGCAAUCAUUAAAAUAUUUGAGAAUCAUGUUAUUGUUGGAGAGCUUCUUGAAGCAAAAGCCAGUCAGCAAGCUGACAUCAAUACACCCAGGUCUUUGGUGGAUGUAAGUUUUAACACUGAAUCUGAUGUGACUGGUGGCUACUCUAUUGGGUUUUCUCUGACAGUUUUACAGAGUGAAUGCCAACAACUCAUAUGUGAGAUUCUGCGAGCAACUCCUGAAGCUGCAUCAGCUGAUGCUGCAGUUCAAACAGCUAGACUUGCGGGCAAGGUUCCUUCAAAAGAAAAGAGGGAUGGGUCAGAUGAUGGUCUCACAUUUGCUUUUCGCUUCUCUGAUGCUACAUUGUCCGUUCCUAACCAAGGCCAAAGCUGGAAUAAGAAGGCCCAAGGCAUGUCACAAGAGGGAUAUGGUUCUGCAGCUGUCUUACCUGAGGAAGGCAUGUAUUUAGCAGCAGCUGUUUAUCGUCCUGUUCUUCAGUUUACAGACAAGGUUGCUUCGAUGUUGCCAGAGAAUUAUUCCCAAUCUGGGAAUGAUGGAUUGCUGGUUUUUGUUGAAAAUUUUGUGAAGGAACAUUUCUUACCUACGAUGUUUGUGGACUACCGAAAAAGUGUACAGCAGGCUAUAUCAAGUCCAGCUGCAUUUCGUCCUCGGACACAUGCUGCUGCUUCAUAUACACCCUCUGUUGAGAAGGGUCGACCAGUCUUGCAGGGACUUCUGGCUAUAGAUCUUUUGACAAAAGAGAUACUUGGCUGGGCUCAAGCUAUGCCAAAGUUUGCUGCGGAAUUUGUGAAAUAUGUGCAAACUUUCCUUGAGCGAGCAUAUGAAAGAUGUCGUACUUCAUACAUGGAGGCAGUUCUUGAGAAACAGAGUUAUAUGCUGAUUGGAAGGCAUGAUAUUGAAAGCUUGAUGAAGCUUGAUCCUGCUAGUUCAUGUCUUCAAAAUCGUCUGAAUGAUAAUCCUUCUGAUGCAUAUGGGAUUGAAGUCGAAAAACAAAUGAGUGAAGUGCUACUUGGCUUGCGACCAAUCAAGCAGGAAAAUCUAAUUCGUGAUGAUAAUAAACUUAUUCUACUGGCUUCUUUAAGUGAUUCACUGGAGUAUGUUGCAGAUUCAAUUGAAAGACUUGGAAAAACAUUCUCCACUGCAUGUAAUCAAGUGGAAGAGAAGGGAAAGAACCAGAGAACACCCCGUCGUAGUGAAGUUAGUAGCUCCCCUUCAAAGGAUCUGGUAUCAUUUGCUGAUGAUUACAGAAAAUUGGCUAUUGAUUGCCUCAAAGUCUUGCGUGUAGAAAUGCAAUUGGAAACAGUCUUCCAUAUGCAGGAGAUGACUAAUAGAGAAUAUCUGGAUGACUUAGAUGCAGAAGAACCUGAUGACUUUAUCAUAUCCCUCACUGCUCAGAUAACACGCAGAGAUGAAGCAAUUGCUCCCUUCGUCUCGGGGAUAAAGCAGAAUUACAUUUUUGGUGGAAUUUGUGGCGUUACAUCAAACACUUCAAUCAAGGCUUUGGCUGAUAUGAAAUCAAUUAAUCUUUUUGGAGUCCAACAGAUAUGCCGAAAUUCGAUUGCCUUGGAACAGGCACUAGCAGCUAUACCAUCAAUUGACAGUGAAGCCGUGCAACUGAGAUUGGACCGUGUGCGGACUUACUUUGAGCUCCUAAAUAUGCCAUUUGAGGCUCUGCUGGCUUUUAUUACUGAACACGAGAACUUGUUUACACCAGAGGAGUAUUCCAAUCUUUUAAAAAUCGAAGUCCCAGGCAGAGAGAUUCCUGCUGGUGCACAAGAUAGAGUAUCAGACAUUUUGAGUUAGACCCUUGCAGACUCUGUUGGAAUGGAUUUCUAGCUAAGUGACAACCAGAAGAUAUCUGGUAUGUCCAUGAAUAUACUGCCGUCUCUUUUCAAAGAAAACACUCGAAGAGUUGAAGUCCAUAAUAGCAAGCAUUGAUGUGGCCUGUUGUAAAUUUUGGCGUCAGUAAGUAAUGGGUGUUUAUUCGGCCUCUGUUGAUAGAUUUAUAAAUCUACACUACCAAAAUUAAUGUUUAUCAGUUGCCUUUAGUUUUCUCGUAGUUCAUUGCCCGCCCGCCCCUGUGAGUGAACUGUGAGAACCUUUCUUAAGAUAGGUGUUUUGCUUGUCCGUUGAAUGUUGUAAUGAGCAUGUAUGUAGAUCCCCCCAUCUCUCAGCCUAGCUUUGAGAUGGCAUAUUGUGAGGCAUUGUUAGCUUUCGACUUAAAUUUACCCUGGAAGCUUUGGGCUUCCUCCCCCCUCUCUCUCUCUCUCUCUCUCUCUCUCUCUCUCUCUCUCUCUCUCUCUCUCUUUGGACAAGUGAGUUGUUUUAUUGAGGCUCACAAGUCCUGGAACUGGAUGCUUUGUAAGUAGUGUCAAGAGUUGAUGUAUUUACCUGUUUAGAUAAUCAGAUUGAUAUCAUUCAUUUAUGAAAUUUUUGCUUGAUUCAUUUUUAAGCCA